Megalopta genalis is the source of this 336-nucleotide messenger RNA. Lineage: Eukaryota; Metazoa; Arthropoda; Insecta; Hymenoptera; Halictidae. The record is from RefSeq and is a predicted model, not a curated record.
AUGGCUAGUCAACGUACAUCAAAGAGAACAUCGGGUGUGCCUAAAAAGCCUUUGAAGGAUUUAAAAACACAUGAAUUAUGCAAUGGCCCAUCAAAGCUCUGCAUGGCCUUUCAACUUCAUAAAAAACAUAGUAAAUACUCGAUGUGUUCCUGGAAAGGUUUGUGGAUCGAGAACGACAACGUGAAUAUGGAAAUCAACAUUGUAAAGUGCCCCCGCAUAGGUAUAGAGGGCUAUGGAGAAGAGUGGACAAAGAAGCCACUACGAUAUUACAUAUACGGUAACAAAGCCGUGAGUAAACGAAAUAAGGAAGCUGAAUUAUCAUUGGAAAUGAACUAG